UGGAAAUAAAAUUAUAAAAUGCGGGUAUUACAUAGAUUAAUAGAAUUAUAAAUCCAUUUUGUGGUUUACAGCAUAAGUUUCCAGUCAUUUCUAUGAGGUGUGAACUCUCCAGUAGGUGGCGGUAUGAACCUCUAAGAGGAACACAACACAAUACGACAGGAAGAAGAAGAUAAUAAUACGGAAGUGUCGUAAUCGUUUUGUUUCACACGGAAACGACAGACUUUUGACAACAGGAAAGAGUGCUAUUUUUUUUUAAUUGUAUUCGCGGUACUCCAGCUGUCUACAAGCACAGUCUACGCUGCUUUAAAUGUAUUAGAGCUGCUUCGGCUAACUGCAGCUAUAUAGCUACCACUUUGAGAUAUUUGCCCCGACUAGGUCUGUUAAAUAGCCCGUUUGCGUUGCACAGAGUAUCUGACAGCAACUAUUAAAUGGCCUGCACUUUAGAAAAACUGUUGGGCGACGCUCGGACCCUUCUCGAGAGGCUGAAAGAGCACGACACGGCCGCCGAGGGUCUCAUAGAGCAGUCCGGGGCCCUCAGCGAGAGAGUCCAUAGUAUGAGAGAAGUGGGAAAUGCCCUUCCCGACAAGCACAUAGAAGACAGUUCAGAGAUUCAGGAGCUCACGAAAUACAAGCCACAUGUCCUUCUGACUCAGGAAAACACUCAAAUCAAGGAACUACAACAGGAGAACAAAGAACUAUGGUUGUCUCUUGAAGAACACCAGUACGCACUAGAGUUGAUCAUGGGUCGGUACCGCAAGCAGAUGCUCCAGCUAAUGAUGGCGAAGAAGGAGCUAGACACCAAACCUGUGCUCAGCCUCCACGAGGACCACGCCAAAGAAGUGCAGAGCCAGCUGGAGCGGAUAUGCGAGAUGGGCCAAGUGAUGAGAAGAGCAGUGCAAGUGGAUGAUCAGCACUACUGCUCUGUUCGAGAAAGGCUCGCUCAGCUAGAGAUUGAGAACAAGGAGCUGCGAGACCUCUUGGUCAUCAGCAAAAGCUCUGUGAAGACAGCGAGAGAAGAAACCAGCCACCCAGCAGCAGAUGCAGCAGAAGAACAGUCUUCUCAGCCAGACUCCGACGAGUGAUCAGAACAUAGAUGUGAAUAGUGGAACAUGAAGUCCUUAAGGACCAGGGGACAGGGUGUGAUGGGAUCUUCACGUGUGUGUUCACCGCCACGUUACUAUAUUCUUUUACAUAAGACUGAAUGCAGUCAGACAGUAUAUUUUUUAAUAAUAAAAGCCACCACCUUACCACAAGGCUAUCAGAAGCAUUUACCUGCGUGUUGACUGUUGAAAGUAUUCAUAUGUGCAUCACAGCAGUUGUAUUGAAGUGAAUUCAACUUAAUUUCUCUAUCACUAUCACUUAUAAUAAGAUAAUCCUUUAGUUGAUCCCAUAGUGGUGAAGGGGAUAAGUACACGUACAGUGGUAGAGGCAAAGGGGAUUUAUUUUGUUUUUGCCCAAAGAUGCAUUUACUCAUCAAGGACAUGAUUUUCUACCUCUUUGGUUCCCCUUUGAUGUUCACACACGAGCUCGUCAUGAGUUAAAUGCUCAUUACCACCCCUUCUGUGAGUUCAUUUAAAGUCGAUUAAGAAACCAGCUCGUAAUACAGACAAUGUAAAAAGCUGGGAUCUCUGCCAAGAUGACGACUUUUCACAGUUUGCCUGCUGACAAGUGAACAGUGGAAACUUGGUAUGUCAUUGUCUCUCAUUUGAUGAAUUUGACAUGUUUGUCAGUGUAUUUGUAGAAUUCAUAUAUAUCAUGAUGUUUGUGUUUAGUAUCUUGAACACCAGUUUUCUAGUUUUCCGAUGCAGAGUACCAUACACCAGCUGAUGGCACAUUUAUUUGUAGUAAUGAUUCAAAACAUGCCUAUAUUUUGUGUGUAGUGAAUACGACAUGUUUGCACACUGUAUGUUGUCGGAAACUGUUUUGUCAUCUCAGGAAAUCAGUGUUAAUAAGAUGGAACAUGCUGUAAUGACUUCAUGACAGUGUAUUGAUUUGUGUCAAAUGAAAAUUUGUGUCAUUUAGAAAAUUUGCUGUGCAAAACCGUG
This is a messenger RNA of Mugil cephalus (flathead mullet), 2045 nucleotides long. It is a transcript of the gene sike1, whose product is annotated as suppressor of IKBKE 1. The transcript has 5 exons. The record is from RefSeq and is a predicted model, not a curated record. The coding region runs from base 429 to 1082 and encodes 217 amino acids. NCBI's taxonomy places the organism in Eukaryota, Metazoa, Chordata, Actinopteri, Mugiliformes, Mugilidae.